This is a messenger RNA of Poecilia latipinna (sailfin molly), 5236 nucleotides long. It is a transcript of the gene ppfia2, whose product is annotated as PTPRF interacting protein alpha 2. The record is from RefSeq and is a predicted model, not a curated record. Gene Ontology annotation, biological process: synapse organization. Bases 613 to 4380 code for a protein of 1255 amino acids. Lineage: Eukaryota; Metazoa; Chordata; Actinopteri; Cyprinodontiformes; Poeciliidae. Gene Ontology annotation, molecular function: protein binding. Gene Ontology annotation, cellular component: presynaptic active zone. The transcript has 35 exons.
GAAGUAGUUGGAGGGUCUUGGCGCUGCAUGCUUUUAAUGACUUAUCAGCGAACAAACCUAUUCACGGCUGUUUUUAAUCGCGUCUCCUAUUUAUUAUAACAUUUUUUUUAGAUUAGCGGAAUAUUAGCAAAGUUUUGUGCACAUUUGCAAUAGAAACACAGCUAUUGACUGUCUGUCAGAACCCAGUCUUCUUGGUUCUGUAGCUUCCCAUUUCCCCCACAGCUGCGGUCCAUUAGUAAUCAUCUACCUGUUUUGCAUUCCAGUAAUUAACGUUCCCAGCCUCUCUGUUCGUUCCCUUGUCAGGCCCUGCCUCUUACUUCAAGCAUCUCCAGAACUUGCCGAUGUAAUAAUCACCCAUGGUUCUGAGUUUUCUGUGGAUUUGUUGCUGCUGCGCUUUAACUCACACUGCCCGCAGAGGAACUCUACAUCCUGAUUGGGAUUUUUCCAACCACUGGGGAAGAAACAAGAUGAAACAGAUUAAAGGCACAGCUGAGAGAGGAUCAGAGGUAUCUAUGAAGAUACUCAGAACAGCAGCAAGUCAUGAAUAAACCAUUGGGCAGCAAGGCAUGGGAAGAAAAUUGAAACGAGGACUCGGAUAUCUACAGAGCCAAGAUGAUGUGCGAAGUGAUGCCCACCAUCAGCGAGGACACGGCGCUGAGCCAGCGCGGCUCGCAGAGCAGCGCCUCGGAUCCGGACUCCCACUUCGAGCAGCUGAUGGUCAACAUGCUGGACGAAAGGGACCGACUCCUGGAUACGCUGAGGGAGACCCAGGAGAGCCUGGGACUGGCUCAGCAGCAUCUGCAGGACGUGAUCUACGACCGAGACUCCCUGCAGCGCCAGCUCAGCUCCGCCCUGCCACAGGAGUUUGCUGCUCUGACCAAGGAGCUGAACGCCUGCAGGGAGCAGCUGCUGGAGAAGGAGGAGGAGAUCUCUGAGCUCAAAGCUGAGAGGAACAACACCAGGUUACUUCUGGAACAUCUGGAAUGCCUGGUGUCCAGACACGAGCGGUCACUCCGAAUGACGGUGGUCAAGCGGCAAGCUCAGUCCCCCUCAGGGGUCUCCAGUGAGGUUGAAGUCCUCAAAGCACUUAAGUCCCUAUUUGAACACCACAAAGCACUCGAUGAGAAGGUCAGAGAGAGACUCCGAGUGUCACUGGAGAGAGUCUCUGCCUUGGAGGAGGAGCUCACAGCAGCCAAUCAGGAGAUUGUGGCCUUACGAGAGCAAAACGCUCACCUUCAGAGGAAAGUCGCGUCCGGUGAAGGAGGCGAUGACCUACUGGAGGGCAGCGAAGCGCAUCAAAAGCUUCACGGCAAGCGUCUGUCGAACGGCUCUCUGGAGUCGGCCCGCGAGGCGAGCCAGGUGGUGGAGCUGCAGGAUCUGCUGGAGAAGCAGAACUACGAGCUGGCCCAGAUGAAGGAGCGCAUGUCCUCUCUGUCCUCCAGGGUGUCCGAGGUGGAGCAGGAGCUGGAGACGGCCCGCAAAGACCUCAUCAAGUCAGAGGAGAUGAACAACAAGUACCAGAGAGACAUCAAAGAAGUCAUGUGCCAGAAGGAGGACAUGGAGGAACGCAUCGUCACGCUGGAGAAACGCUACCUGAGCGCGCAGCGAGAAGCCACGUCUGUGCACGACAUCAACGACAAGCUGGAGAAUGAGUUGGCCAACAAAGAAGCAUUCCUUAGACAGAUGGAGGAGAAGAACCGGCAGCUGCAGGAGAGGCUGGAGCUGGCCGAGCAGAAGCUGCAGCAGACCAUGAGGAAGGCGGAGACGCUGCCGGAGGUGGAGGCAGAACUUGCCCAGAGGAUAGCCGCCCUCACCAAGGCAGAGGAGCGUCACGGGAGCAUCGAGGAGCGAAUGAGGCACUUGGAGUGCCAGUUGGAGGAGAAAAACCAGGAGCUGCUCAGGGCACGACAAAGAGAAAAGAUGAACGAAGAGCACAACAAGCGACUUUCGGACACGGUGGAUCGACUCCUCACCGAGUCCAACGAGCGGCUCCAGCUUCACCUGAAGGAGCGAAUGGCAGCUCUGGAGGAGAAGAACAUGUUGAUCCAGGACUCGGAUGGAUACAGAAAACAGUAUGAAGAGUCUAUACAUGAAAAAUCUCAGCUGGCAGAGGAGAUCGAGAAGCUGAGAUCGGAGCUCGACCAGUACAGACUGAGGGCAGGCUCCCUCACAGAACCCACACUGUCUCGGUCUCAUCUCGACGCAUCGGCUGAGCUUCGCUUCUCGUUGGGAUCUCUGGCGGAAACCCAGUCGGACCAUUACCGCUCAGCCAAAGUCAUCCGCCGGCCGAGAAGGGGGCGAGUGGGUCUACGGGAAACAAAGGCCAAAUCGCUUGGCGAGCACGAAUGGCGCUCGCAGCAGCUCGGCGUUCUGGGAGGCCCCCACUUCGAGAGCGACACCGAGAUGUCGGACAUCGACGACGACGACAGGGAGACGCUGUUCAGCUCCAUGGACCUUCUCUCCCCCAGCGGCCACUCCGAUGCACAAACUCUGGCCAUGAUGCUCCAAGAGCAGCUGGACGCCAUCAACAAGGAGAUACGGCUGAUCCAGGAGGAGAAGGAGUCAACGGAGCUGCGAGCGGAGGAGAUUGAGAACCGGGUGGCCAGCGUCAGCCUGGAAGGCCUUAACCUGGCCCGUAUGCACCACCAUGGAGCCUCCAUCACUGCCUCAGCCACAGCCUCCUCCCUGGCCUCCUCUUCCCCACCCAGCGGCCACUCCACCCCUAAACUGGACCCUAGAAGCCCGGCACGGGACAUGGAGCGCAUGGGAGUGAUGACUCUGCCCAGUGAUUUGAGGAAACACAGGAGAAAGAUAGCAGCCGUGGAGGAGGAUGGCCGGGAGGACAAGGCCACCAUCAAAUGCGAGACGUCGCCUCCUCCGACGCCGCGCACCGUACGAAUGACGCACACACUGCCAGCCUCCUCGCACAACGAUGCACGAGGGAUUGUGGCUUCUCUGGAGGCUGAAGCCAGUGCCCUAAGUAGCGUAGCCAGCAGCCAAGACUCCCUGCACAAACAGCCGAAGAAGAAAGGGAUCAAAUCCUCCAUCGGGCGCUUGUUCGGCAAAAAGGAAAAGGGCCGACUGGCACAUCUAGCACACAGACAGGUCAUGGUAGAUCCACAAGCCACAAUGAUGGACCUAGACGCGUCGGGCCAGGACAUGGGAGUGGGCAAGCUGGGAACUCAGGCUGAGAAGGACCGCAGAUUGAAAAAGAACGGGCACGAGCUUUUGGAGGAGGCGAGGAGGAAAGGAUUACCGUUUGCGCAGUGGGACGGCCCCACAGUUGUAGCCUGGCUGGAGUUGUGGUUGGGAAUGCCAGCCUGGUACGUGGCGGCGUGCCGUGCCAACGUGAAGAGCGGCGCCAUCAUGUCGGCGCUUUCCGACACCGAGAUCCAGAGGGAGAUCGGAAUCAGCAACCCGCUGCACAGGCUCAAACUUCGCCUGGCCAUCCAGGAGAUGGUCUCCCUCACCAGCCCCUCGGCCCCGCCCACCACCAGAACCCCGUCAGGCAACGUAUGGGUGACCCAUGAGGAGAUGGAGACCCUGGCAGCUCCUUCCAAAACGAAGUCAGAUUCUGAAGAGGGGAGCUGGGCGCAGACCCUGGCUUAUGGAGACAUGAACCAUGAGUGGAUAGGAAACGAGUGGCUGCCCAGUCUCGGACUACCUCAGUACCGCAGCUACUUCAUGGAGUGCCUGGUGGACGCCCGCAUGUUGGACCACCUCACCAAGAAGGACCUGAGGGUGCACCUCAAAAUGGUGGACAGCUUCCACAGAACAAGUUUACAGUAUGGAAUCAUGUGUCUGAAGAAGCUCAAUUACGACAGGAAGGAGCUGGAGAGACGCAGGGAGCAAAGCCACCAUGAAAUAAGAGAUGUGCUGGUGUGGAGUAACGAGCGGGUCAUCCGCUGGGUGCAGAGUAUAGGCCUGCGGGACUACGCCAACAUCCUGCUGGAGAGCGGCGUGCAUGGCGCUCUGGUUGCCCUUGACGACAACUUUGACUACAGCAGCCUGGCUCUGCUUCUCCAGAUCCCCACCCAAAACACUCAGGCACGUCAGAUUUUGGAGCGAGAGUACAAUAACCUGCUGGCUCUGGGCACCGACAGGAGACUGGACGAGUGCGACGACAAAGACUUCCGGGGUCCGUCCUGGCGGAGACAGUUUCCUCCGCGGGACGUCCACGGCAUCAGCAUGAUGCCUGGGUCGGCAGAAACUCUUCCAGCUGGGUUCCGGCUCAUUGCGACCUCGGGUCAUUCCAGAAGACUGCCCCCUGAUGUACUCUUUGAGGUGCUGGAUGACAGUCCUGACGACAUGUAUUUGGACUGGUUUCAAGUCGGACCGUCUGCGGUGCAGCGGCUGGACAGCUCAACGCUACAGUUCUGAACCAAGAGGCCGAUCCGCCGACAAACAAUCCCAUGACACGCACUGCCAAGAAGCCCUGCUCUCCUCUCGGACCCCGUCCUCCAUGACUGGUGACGCCGGUGCUAAACUGUCCUGCAGGAUGCCUCGUCACCAUUUCUACCUUUUACAUGUAAAGUAACUUGUCAGAGCAUAAUGUACUGUGUAUUUCUUCUACAGGGGACGUGUAGGUUAUCUGUAAAUUCUUAUAAAUAUGCCAUUUUUAUUAUAUACACAAAACAUCUAUGUAUUAAAAAAAGGGUUUGUGCAAAAAAGAAAAGAAAUGUCCCUGCCACCUCAUUUAGUGGACCAUAGAUGAAUAUAUGCUGCUCUUUAAACUCUCCAUUAGACCCUCGUUCCUCUAGAUCAUUUUGUACAUAUGGUUUUAUUUUUUCAUUGUGCUAAUGGAAAUUUACGACUAACCUGUUCUGGAACAUAGAAGGGAAGAAACUCGAUGUUGUGCCAAGCUGCCCUCUAGUGGUGGGCUACUCUAACAACACGGGACGGAGGAUUCGUCGGCUCACUGGAACAACAGAAGCACCUUCAUACAUCUGCAUCAACUCAGACUAUUUAGAAGCCAAGGACAAAACAAGACGCUCUCUGAAGGUGCACAACUUCAACUCAGAGAGCAGAACAGCAUCCCAGACGUCGCGUGUUACUGUAUGUUUCGUCAGGCAGCACAUCAACACACUUACAGCCGAGCUGGCCUUUCUACCCCGCCCCUCCUGUUAACAGAACAGAUGAUAUAACUGGAAGACAGACUGCUUUAGCUCAUAGUGUGUGUAGAGUGUUUAUGACCAUGUUGAAGUGAGGUGACUUAACGAUUAAAAGAUAAAAAACC